This is a messenger RNA of Heteronotia binoei (common prickly gecko), 4767 nucleotides long. It is a transcript of the gene ADAM10, whose product is annotated as ADAM metallopeptidase domain 10. NCBI's taxonomy places the organism in Eukaryota, Metazoa, Chordata, Lepidosauria, Squamata, Gekkonidae. The transcript has 16 exons. The record is from RefSeq and is a predicted model, not a curated record. Gene Ontology annotation, biological process: Notch signaling pathway; membrane protein ectodomain proteolysis. Gene Ontology annotation, cellular component: plasma membrane; synaptic membrane. Gene Ontology annotation, molecular function: metalloendopeptidase activity involved in amyloid precursor protein catabolic process. The coding region runs from base 76 to 2325 and encodes 749 amino acids.
GGAGGCCAGGCCCAGGAAGCGGCCCUCCUCGGGCGGAUGCGUCGCGGGUAGGGAGGAGGCCUGGGCCCGGCGAAGAUGGUGCUGGUGCGGCUCCUCCUGCUGCUGGGCUCCUGGGCGGCCGGCGCCGGAGGUCAAUAUGGAAACCCUUUAAAUAAACACAUAAGACAUUACGAAGGAUUGUCAUACGAUGUGGAUUCAUUACACCAAAAACACCAGCGUGCCAAAAGAGCAGUAUCUCAUGAAGACCAAUUUUUACGCCUAGAUUUUCAUGCUCAUGGAAGAUAUUUUAACCUUAGAAUGAAGAGAGACAUGUCCCUCUUUAGUGAUGACUUCAAACUAGAGAUGUCCAAUAAAGUACUUGAUUAUGAUACCUCUCACAUUUAUACGGGGCACAUUUAUGGUGAACAGGGAAGCUUUACCCACGGAUCUGUUAUCGAUGGAAGAUUUGAAGGAUUCAUCCGGACACACAGUGGUACCUUUUACAUCGAGCCAGCCGAAAGAUACAUCAAGGAUAGAGCCCUGCCUUUUCACUCAGUCAUGUAUCAUGAAGAUGAUAUUAGAUACCCACAUAAAUAUGGACCGCAGGGUGGCUGCGCAGAUCAUUCUGUGUUCGAAAGAAUGAAGAGGUACCAAAUGACCGGCGUGGAAGAGCCAGCGAGCCAGAAACCUUUAGAAGAACCUGCCAAGCCGGGCCCUGAGCGGUUGAGGAGGAAGCGAGCCACGCAGGCGGAGAAGAACACUUGCCAGCUCUACAUCCAGACGGACCAGCUGUUUUUCCGAUAUUACGGCACGAGGGAAGCUGUGAUUGCGCAGAUAUCAAGCCAUGUUAAAGCCAUUGACACAAUUUACCAGUCAACAGAUUUUUCAGGAAUCCGGAACAUCAGUUUUAUGGUGAAACGAAUACGGAUCAACACGACCCAAGAUGAGAAGGAUCCUUCCAAUCCCUUCCGCUUCCCUAACAUCGGCGUGGAGAAGUUCCUGGAGCUCAAUUCGGAGCAGAACCAUGAUGACUAUUGCCUGGCCUACGUGUUCACGGACCGGGACUUCGAUGACGGCGUCCUGGGAUUGGCCUGGGUUGGAGCCCCAUCCGGGAGCUCGGGUGGAAUCUGUGAAAAGAGCAAACUUUAUUCUGACGGCAAGAAGAAGUCUUUGAACACCGGCAUCAUCACCGUGCAGAAUUACGGCUCCCACGUCCCUCCCAAAGUCUCUCACAUCACCUUUGCGCAUGAAGUUGGACAUAACUUUGGCUCUCCACACGACUCUGGAACAGAAUGCACUCCAGGGGAAUCGAAAAACUUGGGCCAAAAGGAAAAUGGCAAUUACAUCAUGUACGCGAGAGCCACGUCUGGCGACAAGCUGAACAACAACAAGUUCUCUCUGUGUAGCAUUCGGAAUAUCAGCCAAGUGUUGGAGAAGAAGCGGAACAACUGCUUUGUCGAGUCUGGCCAGCCCAUCUGCGGGAACGGCUUGGUGGAGCAAGGAGAGCAGUGCGAUUGUGGCUACAGCGACCAGUGCAAAGACGAAUGUUGUUUUGACGCAAACCAGGCAGAAGACAAGAAGUGCAAGUUGAGGCCGGGCAAGCAGUGCAGCCCCAGCCAAGGACCCUGCUGCACGGCCCAGUGCGAGUUCCGGAGGCAAGGAGCCAAAUGCCGGAAUGACUCCGAAUGUGCCGAGGAAGGGAGAUGCAACGGCAACACCUCUUUCUGCCCGACCUCUGCCCCAAAGCCCAACUUGACUGACUGUAACCGCAACACACAAGUCUGCAUCAACGGCCAAUGUGCUGGUUCCAUCUGUGAGAAGUACGGCUUGGAAGAAUGCACGUGUGCGAGCUCUGACGCAAAGGACGAUAAGGAGCUGUGCCACGUCUGUUGCAUGGAGAAAAUGCGCCCAGACACAUGUGCGAGUACAGGAUCCGUUAAAUGGAAGGAGUACUUCAGCAGCAAAACCAUCACCUUGCAGCCCGGAUCGCCCUGCAACGAUUUCAAAGGCUACUGCGACGUCUUCAUGAGGUGCCGGUUGGUGGAUGCGGACGGCCCCUUGGCCAGGUUAAAGAAAGCCAUUUUUAAUCCCGAGCUCUACGAAAACAUCGCAGAAUGGAUCGUGGCACACUGGUGGGCGGUCCUGCUGAUGGGCAUCGCUCUGAUCAUGUUGAUGGCCGGCUUCAUCAAAAUCUGCAGCGUUCACACGCCAAGCAGCAACCCCAAGCUGCCCCCUCCGAAGCCCCUUCCAGGCACUUUGAAGCGCCGGAGACCGCCCCCGACGACUCAGCCUCCGCCCCGCCAGCGGCCCCGGGAGAGUUACCAGAUGGGCCACAUGAGACGCUGAGCACGCUGCUUGUUGCCUUGGUUCUUCCUAGUGCCUACAGUGGGAAAAAUUUCACUCCAAAGAAAACCUGCGUUUUAAGUCACUGUCCCCCGGUCUGACUUCCAACUCUCAAAGCAGGGGGAGAGAAAGGCAGGGAGGAGGCGGGCUUUCCCGGAAGCCCUUCAGUGCCCGUCUUCCCCUGCUUACAAGAGAUGCAGCUGCUGGAGCGGCAGGAGGUCUGAAGCACCGUGGCUUUUCUCUCCCCUCGGCUCUCUUCACGGUUGCCUUUUCACUCGCAGGCAGGCGUGGCUCUCGUGGAACUUCCGUUCACAACCCCGAAUGAUUAUUAAAAGUCUCUAUUUUUCAACUGUCCAGGCUUAGGAAGGCAGCCCACCUCAACGUUGGAGACGUUACUUUGCCAGUGUACAUAAAUUGUUAUAUGCAGACAUUGUAUUUCUAAUGUACACCCGUACUUGUGUGUGCAAUUGUAAAACAAGAACAUUGCAAUAUGGAUGUUUCUUUGUAUUAUAAACCUUCUGCGCUCUUAAUGAAGAAAUUACUGUUUAAUCGACAUACUCAGGAUAACAGAGAUGGGUGGUGUAUAAAAGGCCAGGAUUCUGUGCGGCUUUAGGGGCAGGAAUUGUGAAUCAAAUCCAGUUCUUUCUUUCUUUUUUAAUUGUAUCUAUAAUACGGUCAGAAUUAGCGCAAAUGCUGGUUCUGGCCCUGAAAGCCAGGGGGCUGCUCCUGGGCUGGGUGGGGAGGCAGGCAAGGGGGUGACUUGUGCAGGAAAUGGGCCUUCUGGAUUGGGCCCUUCGCCUCGUCACGCUGCCGCUGUCCUGGGGAUGGCGUCGGCCUGAAAGUCCCCCCCCCCCCCCCCCCGUGUGGAUUUUUACGAAAACUGUCUGGCUUCUGAGAGCUCUCUGCACAGAAGUAUUUUCAAAAAGAAAGACUCUCUCCGCCUAUGAUUCUUAUUCUGUUAAGCGAUCAAUUUUUCUUUUCCAGGCUUUGGUAGAAAGAUAAUGUCUUUUGUUAUAUUUUUCCUCAUACAGUCGGUAGCUGGUUUUCUUUUGAUAAGCUGAUCGUCUUAAUGCGUGGUAAUUAAGUUCCCGGUUCUGACAAACCUGGGAGAGAUGAAAAAAAACUGUGUGGAUAAUGAUUUUUUUUUUUUAAUUUUAACAAGUAUUUUGGUAACCUCUCAGCAUGACACUGUUGUUGUUUUUUUUGUUUUUUUUAAAGAUAACCACUAAAACAAAUGUAUUGAUGGUGGCUGCUGCUGCCAAAGCCGGAUGAACUUGGUGGAAGGCGGGAAGGGGCUGGCUGGGAAGGCUUUGAGAGAGGCCAAGGGUAGCUUAAAACAGCAGGAUGCGUUCCUGUCCCAUCCCCCCCCCCCCCGAGCUUCUAUGACCAGUGUAAAUAAUUGGCAUUUUACAAGAGAAAAAUCAAAAGCAAUGUUUUGCGAUAGGCUUUACUGCUAUGCAGGAAAUGGAAGAGGGCAUUAUUUGAGCUUGUGAUCCGCUGCUUCUGUUUUUCCAAAAGCAAUGAGCUAAUUAGGGAGGCCACUGGCGAUGAUAGUAUUUCUGGCUUUGCUUGAGAAUCAGAUUGAUGAAGGGUUCAGGCAGGUCUGUGUGGUUUUGGGUUCCGCCCCCCCCCCCCCCCUUGUUCUUUUGGCUUAGUUUUUUUUUAUUCCCAAGAGUAUAAGGUUUACACACACGCAUUCUCACAAUGUACGCAAGCCAGCAAGGCCAAAAAUGUUAGAGAAUACAAUGGGAUCUCUUCCUUGUAAAACUUGUACAGUACGUGGUGACUUUUUUCAAAAUACAGCUUUUUUGUACAUGGUUUAGAGACGAAAUUUUGUACACGAGAACCCCUCCCCUUGCCCAAGACCAAGAGACUAAAUAAUUCUAAAGGCUCUUAACUAGUUAGCAGAUCUCUCGUUGUUGCUUUUAAACACAUUUUAAAAUGCAUUUGGGUUUGCUUUCUGUUUUCCAGACUGUGCGAAAGACUGAAAGCCAGGUUUGCAUUUCUAAAAACGGUGACUUUUAUUCUGCAAGAGUUCUUAGUAACUUCUUGAGCGUGGUAGAUCUUAUGGGACAUGUAAAUUCUUUGCUUGUCAUGUUAUCCUGUGACUUGGGUGAUUGGCAGACAGCUGGCCACCCUGACGGAUUUUUUGGGGGGGGAGGGGAGGAGUCCAAGUUGAAAUGUUUUCUGCAAAAGACAAAACUGCACUGAACUCUCCGCUCUUAAGUCAAAAUGUGGUAAAUUGAAAACUAAACAUCCAGAGAAAUGGCGAUCUAAUACUGCUGUCAGUUUAAUGUCCACUGUGUUUUAUACAGUAUCUUUUUUUCUGUUCACUUUGGAAAUUUUUACUAAAAAGUUGCAAAAAAAAAAAUAAAGUAUUGUGCAAAGAAAUGUAAGGUUUUUUGAAACUUGAAAAUGCAUUAAUAAAUAGACUUGAUGAAAUCA